Messenger RNA from Aspergillus terreus NIH2624, 900 nucleotides. Its product is annotated as TauD/TfdA dioxygenase family protein. Bases 1 to 900 code for a protein of 299 amino acids. The record is from RefSeq and is a predicted model, not a curated record. Lineage: Eukaryota; Fungi; Ascomycota; Eurotiomycetes; Eurotiales; Aspergillaceae. The transcript has 4 exons. Gene Ontology annotation, molecular function: oxidoreductase activity.
AUGCAUCUUCCUUUUGCAACGGACGCCUCGUUCAGUCAUAUCUCUGUCAACCCAAUUCACCCCACCUUUGGAGCCGAGGUCAGAGAAGUUGACUUUUCCAAACCGCUGACAGAUGAGGUCUUUUCGGAGAUUUAUAGUGCUAUCACAAAGUAUGGAGUCCUCGUCUUUCGAAACACUGGUCUCACCGAUGAGGGCCAUAUUGCCUUUGCCAAAAGGUUUGGAGAACUAGACGACAUAACUCCAUACCUGGCACUGGGCCGGAAGAAUCGACUGAAAUACAAUGAGCUGUUUGAUGUCAGUAACGUUGAGUUUGACGGAUCGAUUCUCGACCCAGAGAGUCCGCGGGGCCAAGGAAAUAAAGGAAAUGGUUUAUUCCAUGUUGACUCUAGCUUUAACCCUCGUCGAGCAGGAUACUCCCUCCUUCUAUCGCACGAGCUCCCUCCACCGGGUAUGGGAGGAGCCACAGCCUUUGCAGAUACACGAACGGCCUUUGACGAGCUGCCUGUGGACCUGAAGGCCGAUCUCGUGGCAAAUGAUUAUGUAGCAGCACACUCCAUUCAUCAUUCGCGUAAGCUUGCAGCACCGGAAUUCUACGCUGACCGCAACCCGCUUGACUAUCCUAUGGGCCGGCACAAGAUGGUACAGCGCCAUGAACCCUCCCGCCGGAUGAAUCUCUACAUUGCGGCGCACAUACAUCAUAUCGAAGGUCUUGGUCCGGAAGCUUCGCAGAAAUUGUUUGAUCGAGUCUUCACGCAUUGCACCCAGGCCAAGUAUGUGACGGAAGUUGAAUGGAAGCAGCCUGGGGAUCUGAUCGCCUGGGACAACACAUGUGUGAUGCACAGGGCCUGCCAUAGCCUGGAGCUGGGUCAGUCGAUGAAUGUAUACUUGUGGUGGCCCUGA